Molecule: messenger RNA, 2614 nt
Organism: Brassica oleracea var. oleracea
Lineage: Eukaryota; Viridiplantae; Streptophyta; Magnoliopsida; Brassicales; Brassicaceae
Exons: 20
Coding region: 288-2543 (751 amino acids)
Cellular component (GO): plasma membrane
Source: RefSeq, a predicted model, not a curated record
GCUUGAUUGAUUGAAGACGACGACAACAGGGAGAGGAGAGGAGGAAAGUUUCCUCCUUUCUUGUUCCAAUCCAACUUUUUUCUUUUUUUUCUUUGGCUUUUUUAGUCACCGCGUGAUUACGAAUCUCGUCCUUAUCAACACUCUCAUUUUCCUUUGAAAUUUCCUUACUCAGAUUUUUCUUCUGGGUUUCAUACGUGUGAGAUUGGUUACUUAAACGCGUUCAGAUGAGCAUUAAAGAAGAGCAGGGGGGAGAAGAAAGUAGACUCCUUUCGUCCAGCUUCUGAGAGAUGUUAGCUUUGAGCAAGGGGGUGGAGAACGGGCACGUGGAGCGACUUGCCGAGAGGUUUUCUCAAGUGGGUGUUGAAGACUCUUCUCGCUCGCUGGAGAAAGACUUUAAAAAUGAUAACUUGUUGCUCGUCAUCAAAGCUGUUGAAGCUGCUGAAACCACCAUCAAGCAGCAGGUGGAUGAGAAUAGCCGUUUAAAGGCUGAACUUAAGAGAAGUACUCUUGAACUUGCUAGAUAUAAAUCAGAUGGAUCCUUUCUACAAGCAUCUAAUCUUGGAGAUCAGUCAAAUACUACUACUGUCUCUCGCUUGGCUCACCAGCCAGUUGAAGGGAAGCAGACUGUGAUCAAAGCUUCGGAUGCCGAUUCAUUAGGCAUGGUGGUUGUUCACAACCAUGUGAAUUCUAACGGCGAAGAAGCUACUGUGAGUAAUCGUUUCGAGAUCCCAUCUGAGCAAAAUAUGGUUAAUGGCAUUGUCAAAGGAGCUAGUCCCUCUCUUAUGAGAACGCAGUUGGAAGGAGCGCAUGUCACACAUUUCAGUUCAUCUACUCAUGGGUUUAUGCCGGUUGGAGAAGUAAAUGAUUCGGGUAAUGCUUGGAAGCAGGACCUCAUUCACAAGGUCCAGGAAAACGAACAACAAAUUUUGCAAUUGAGGAGAUAUCUUACUGACUGUUCUGUUAAGGAAGCUCAAACUCGCAAUGAAAAAUAUAUUCUGGAAAAGCGAAUGGCCUACAUGCGUCAGGCAUUUGAUGAACAGCAAGAAGAUCUUGUUGACGCCGCAUCAAAAGCUCUCUCUUACAGACAAGAGAUAAUUGAAGAAAAUAUACGCCUAACAUAUGCCUUGCAGGCUACACAGCAAGAGAAAUCUGCAUUUGUAUCAUACUUGUUGCCUCUUCUAUCUGAGUAUUCUCUACAACCACAGGAUUCUGAUGCACAGUCUAUUGUUAGCAAUGUAAAGGUUAUAUUUAAGCAUCUACAAGAGAAGCUCCUUCUUAGUGAGACAAAGUUGAAGGAGUCAGAAUAUCAAUUAGCACCCUGGCAGUCAGAUGCGAACCACUCAAAUAAUUCCUCUUUGUCCGCAGCUGGUGUAGCGUUAACACACUCAACGAAGGAUUCUCUAUAUGAUCAAACAGCCAUGGCGUGGGAUUCAAAGCGCUGGCAGCAAGAUGAGCCAGGUAGCUCAACUACGAGUAGUUUCCAGUUUGAUGAUUCUAGAAGGUUUUCGCCUCUAGUGAACGUUCACUUCCCAGGUUUUGAGAUGCCUCAGCAACCAGGUACUACUAGUGAAGAUGAAUCUCGUGGUUGGAAGCAAGUAGAGGACACUCCAACUAAGCAUGUUCAGUUUCUCGAGCCUCUCAGCAAGAUAGUGAUGGAAGAUGCAAAAGGAGAGUCAGAUAAUACCAAAAAUCAACCAUAUGUGCCUGCGGUUGAUGAUCCUCCUAGCUCCUCGAAUUCUCCUCUCUUGUCCCCCGUUCUUGAAGAACCGUCUUCCUCAUCCGAGGAGGCUGAGGAUGAUGACCCGUUGCCAGCUAUAGAGGACCUCCAAAUUUCAGGAGAGCCUUAUCCUGGACAUGAGCUUCAGGCCUGUGGUUACUCCGUUAAUGGAACAACAAGUUGUAAUUUUGAGUGGGUUUGUCAUCUAGAAGAUGGAUCAGUGAAUUACAUUGACGGAGCAAAGCAGCCAAAGUAUCUAGUCACUGCUGAUGAUGUUGAUUUAUAUCUUGCUAUUGAAGUUCAGCCUUUAGAUGACAGGAACCGCAAGGGGGAGCUUGUCAAGGUCUUUGCCAAUGAAAAUCGGAAGAUAGCUUGCCAUCCAGAGAUGCAGAGCCAUAUUGAGAAGACUCUUCAUAGUGGUCAUGCUUCAUACGAAGUUUCUUUUUCGACUGGUUUCUUAGAUAUAUGGGAAGAAGCUAUGUUAUCUAUUAAGAGAGAAGGUUACAGUAUCAAGUGUAGUAACGAUAUCAUGGUUGCAGAAAAGUUCUCAUCUUCUACUGCUGUAACAAUCCCGUUCGGGCAACCUGAAGCAUUUGUUAUAACUGGUUCUAAUGGUAUUGAGUAUACCUUACGAGGAGAUCAUGGAUCAGCAGACCUUUGCUGCUCAAGAGAUGCAAUAGUACUCACCCUGAGAUUAUUUACCAUGAGGGUAAAUACAUUUUUUUUAUCUCUAGAAGACAAUGAAACCAAGACAAUGAAAAGUAAUCAGCCACGAAUUAGUAGAUAUAAGCAAAGGUUACUUACUUUUUUUGUUUUGUUUUGCUAAUUGGUUGCAGGCUCUGCAGAGAAAGAAGGGAAAGAAGGGAAAGAAGAAAGGAUUUUUGUUUAACAAAUGAG